AUGAGAUGGACCUCUACGUAUGAGUGGACUUGGGUCGGGGCCUCGUUCUGCCCGCACAGGAGUUUGGCCUCGGGCAAGGCAUUUUGUUUUUGUGAUACCCUACUAUUUCUAUUGGAGACGAAGACGACAUGUGCUUCAGAGCAGGCUGUCUCGGGCCCCUUCCAUGUCGCGGUACUGCGAGGAUCUAGAACGCAAUUUCUAAUCGCUUUGUGCAAAUAUGAAGAUAUUUCCAGGGGGCCAAGGCCUGGAUAUGUCAAUCUGAGUGCGGGUGAUGAUGCACUUUCCUAUCUCAUGCCAGAGACCCAGCGUACUUGCCUGAGGUGGCAGGGCCGAGAGGUGGCAGGCGACGCCGCGACCUCGGCUUACAGUCGGUCGCCCGCGGGCUCAGGUCAGAUCAGCAGGAGCACAGGAGCAACAGGCGCACUCCACGUCAGUCGCGAUGAGCGUGCCCACCGAGGUCCCUGCAACUUUCCGUCAUUAAACCAUCCACCAUCCCGUCUGCACCUACCUACAGAUACACCUGUACCACCUCGACUCUGGCGUUUGUGA
This is a messenger RNA of Colletotrichum lupini, 549 nucleotides long. RefSeq lists its product as uncharacterized. The coding region runs from base 1 to 549 and encodes 182 amino acids. The record is from RefSeq and is a predicted model, not a curated record. The transcript is spliced from 4 exons. NCBI's taxonomy places the organism in Eukaryota, Fungi, Ascomycota, Sordariomycetes, Glomerellales, Glomerellaceae.